AUGAACCAGGGACAUCGGCCGCCACAUCAUAUAGACCACAAACAUCGUUCAGGGGACAAUAUCGCCAAGGUCAAGGAUACUCGACUGAAUAUGGACCGGAAACCACAAGUGGUGGGCAGUAUCACUAUAUGCACUCGACACACUCGAAUUAUAGACCAGAAGCCUCGACCACUGAAUACGGCUGUUCCAGACAGGCAAGACAAUACUGUUUAUACUGAUGCGUUAUCACCAACUGACACAAAUGCAACAGAUACGUCUCAGGGUUCUGAAUUACUAGAAUUAUUUACUACACAGGACAACUUGAACUAG
Acanthoscelides obtectus is the source of this 309-nucleotide messenger RNA. The record is from the annotation of a GenBank genome assembly. NCBI's taxonomy places the organism in Eukaryota, Metazoa, Arthropoda, Insecta, Coleoptera, Chrysomelidae.